AUGACACCAACAAACAAUUCGCCAAAUUUACUUCGUAAACAACAGGUAACUAAUAAACUAAGUCGACAGUCAUCUUCUGCUAGUACGAUACAACGGCGAAAUCAAUACAUGGCAUAUCAACGUCGUCAAAACAUAGCAGCAACCAGUAAUGACUUUCUAAAUCAACACACGCCAUCAACGUUAGCUGUGCCACUGCUUUCCGGUGUGAUGAAUGAAUUUUUUCAAGCUACUAAAGUAAUGGAAGAUGAAAUUAUGUUGCCGUCAAGAUUAAAAGACAUGCCCGUGGAUGAAUUGAUCCUCGACAAUGCCGUUCAACCAAACAACUGGCAUGAACUGUAUACUUUCGUCCGUGAUGUUCGCGAUCAACUCACUCGAUCACAUCCAUUUAUUGAUAAUGAUAUAACAUCACAUCAAGUCGAGAACAAAGAUAUCAAUGAUGACGAAGGAAUUUUACUUGCUAGUUCUGAUCAUAAUCCCAACUCAUCUGCCUCAUCUACCGUCUCAUCCGAUGAAUAUGAACACAGUACAACGUCCUCAAAUUUGACCUCGUUUGAUACAAUGAAAGAGGAACUCAAAUAUCAUUUUUUUGGUUUAAUAGGGUCACUCGAUAAUCUGAAACUAAUGGCAAACAGAGUUACUGAAAAAUAUCGAGAUGAUUCCACAUUUAAAAUUUAG
Adineta ricciae is the source of this 675-nucleotide messenger RNA. Lineage: Eukaryota; Metazoa; Rotifera; Eurotatoria; Adinetida; Adinetidae. The record is from the annotation of a GenBank genome assembly.